AUGCGUUGUCCUACGGUCGCGCUCGUAAUGCUCGCGCAUGCGUUCCUCGCCCGGAGUGCCAUCUAUCUGCAGUCGCAAAACAGCGUCGGGCGCCAAUUCCUCGACAAUUUCGAACAUGAGGCCAUCGAUGACCCCACCCAUGGCCGCGUGACAUACGUGGACGAGGCGACCGCACUGGCGAGCAAUCUUACCUACGCAUCACAGCACUCCUUCGUAAUACGCGCAGACCAUACGACUGUGCUCUCCGACUCUGACCCAGGAAGACAAAGCGUGCGCAUCAGAAGCAAACGCGUGUUUACAACCCAUGCUGUUGUGAUGGACAUCCGUCAUAUGCCGCAGGGCUGCGCCACAUGGCCUGCGGCAUGGGAAACCUUGGAGAGUGACUGGCCCGCCUCCGGGGAGAUCGACAUCGUCGAGGGAGUCAACGACGUGGAGCCGAACGCGAGCACGUUGCACACCAGCUCCAAUUGCACAAUGCCCGAAACACGUUCUCAGACCGGGACGACAGUCUCCACAAACUGUGACGUGGAUUUCAACUACAACGCUGGCUGCGGGGUACAAGCCCCUGCCACUAACUCGUAUGGCCCCGCAUUCAACGCCGCCGGCGGUGGAUGGUAUGCUAUGGAGCGCACGAACAAGUUUAUUAAAGUAUGGUUCUGGCCAAGGAACAGCAAGUUCGUCCCGCUCGACGUUUACUCCGGUAGCCCCAUCAUAGAUACUACAUUUUGGGGUACACCAUACGCGAGCUUCCCAUCGACUUCUACCUGUGAUCUGGAGGCUAAAUUCGGAGAGAAUAAUAUCAUCAUAAAUCUUACCCUCUGUGGCGAUUGGGCCGGCGCCGUAUUCACCUCGAAUGGUUGUGGUGCCAGCUGCACAGACUACGUUAACCGGAACCCUGCCGCCUUCGUGGACGCAUACUGGGAUUUCGCCCGAUUGUCCGUCUACGAGUAG
Messenger RNA from Punctularia strigosozonata HHB-11173 SS5, 951 nucleotides. RefSeq names its product endo-1,3(4)-beta-glucanase-like protein. The record is from RefSeq and is a predicted model, not a curated record. Lineage: Eukaryota; Fungi; Basidiomycota; Agaricomycetes; Corticiales; Punctulariaceae. The transcript has 8 exons. Bases 1 to 951 code for a protein of 316 amino acids. Gene Ontology annotation, molecular function: hydrolase activity, hydrolyzing O-glycosyl compounds. Gene Ontology annotation, biological process: glucan catabolic process.